UUUAGUGUACGAUAUCAAAAGUUAAAGGACAAUUAUUUCUUAAAAGGAAGUCUUCCAAAGUCUUUAUAACCUCGAUCACAUUUGCGACAAGAUAGAGUUCACGAUCACCAUAUAACCAGCAAUAAAGAGAUAAAGUGGAAAGAGAAAUACUACGGAAACACCAAAAUAUAACUUGUAAGAAGCCUACAAGAAACAGGAUCUCACGACACAAAUGUCAUUGUCACAGCCUACCGAACUAACAGAGGUGUCCGAUGAAGUCACAACAUGUGCUCCAAGGAAAUACAAGAUCGUAUAUACAAACAUAUUAAAAUAUACUGUACUACAUGUGUUUGCAUUUUACGGCCUUUACGUAACGCUGACUAAAGCUAAAUGGAAAACAUUGAUAUUCCAUUAUGUAACUACCCACUUAAGCGCGUUUGGUAUAACAGUUGGGGCGCAUCGACUGUGGGCACAUAAAGCUUUUAAAGCUACCCUACCUAUGGAAGUGAUUCUCAUGCUGCUAAACUCUUUAGCAUUCCAGAGUACCGCGUUUGAGUGGAUACGAGACCACAGACUACACCAUAAGUACAGCGACACAGACGCGGACCCUUACAAUGCAUCUCGUGGAUUCUUCUUCUCGCAUAUUGGUUGGUUGCUGGUGAGGAAGCACCCACUGGUGCUGAAGAAGGGAAAGACUAUCGACAUGAGCGACAUCUACAACAAUCCUGUACUCAAGUUCCAACAAAAAUACGCGAUCAUCGUGAUUGGAUUGUGCUGUUAUAUACUACCAACAAUUAUACCUAUAUAUUUCUGGAACGAGACAUUCUACAAUUCGUUCCAUACAAACAUAUUACGUCACGUGAUCACGUUACACGCAACCUUCAGUGUAAACAGUAUUGCUCAUUUAUACGGCACUAAACCAUACGAUAACAACAUAAAGGCUGUUCAAUCUUUAAUAGUUACUUUAGUAUCGAAUGGUGAAGGUUACCAUAAUUACCAUCACGUAUUCCCAUGUGAUUAUAGAGCGGCUGAAUACGGCUGUUGGUUGAAUACAUCAAAAUUUCUUAUAGACAUAUUAGCUAAAUUCGGUUUGGUUUAUGAUUUAAAAAUGGCGUCUGAUAGUGUUAUAAAACGUAGAAUAGAACGUACUGGAGAUGGGAAUGUCUUUUAGAUGUUUAAUGAAUCUAUUUAUUU
Molecule: messenger RNA, 1173 nt
Organism: Papilio xuthus (Asian swallowtail)
Lineage: Eukaryota; Metazoa; Arthropoda; Insecta; Lepidoptera; Papilionidae
Product: acyl-CoA Delta(11) desaturase-like
Exons: 6
Coding region: 212-1150 (312 amino acids)
Biological process (GO): unsaturated fatty acid biosynthetic process
Cellular component (GO): endoplasmic reticulum membrane
Molecular function (GO): iron ion binding; stearoyl-CoA 9-desaturase activity
Source: RefSeq, a predicted model, not a curated record